CGGCCGCCCCCGGAGAGGAAAAUGGGAGCCGGGGGCGAACGAGAGGGUCAGUGAGGGCGGUAGUGAGGGAGAGAGGAAGUGAGAAGUGAGAGAGAGACAGACGCACACACACACACACAGAGUGAGAGAGCGAAAGGAGUGAGGGAAGUGCGGGCAUUGAGUCGGGAGUCGGGAGCCGGGAGUCGGGAGUCGGGAGCCGGGAGUCGGGAGUCGGGAGCCGCCACUAGCUACAUUCUGAUACAAUGUAUCCGUGCGGCAUCUAAGCGCCGCAACCAUCCCAGAGCCCUGGUGACCGAUCGGACGGAGUCCCGGAGCCCCGACACCGAGACCCGGCGCGGUGAAGAUGGACGCGGGAGGAAUGGAGAAGGAUUGCAGCGCGCUCGGCGGCCUCUUCCAGACCAUCAUGAGCGACAUGAAGGGUGGGUACCCAGUCUGGGAGGACUUCAUCUCGAAAACCACAAAGCUGCAGUCACACCUCAGGACAACUAUCGUUAUCGCAGGUGCUUUCCUCGAUGCUUUCCAGAAAGUGGCAGACCUGGCCACAAACACACGAGGAGCUACAAAGGAGAUCGGUUCUGCACUGACCCGAAUGUGCAUGAGGCAUCGCAGUAUUGAGUCCCGGCUCAAACAGCUCACUGUGGCCUUGACGGAGAGUUUGAUAAACCCCUUGGAGCUCCGCAUUGAAGAGUGGAAAAAGGUCGGCAACCAGCUUGACAAAGACCAUGCAAAAGAGUGCAAGAAAGCCCGACAGGAGAUUAAGAAGAAAUCAUCCGACACACUGAAACUACAGAAGAAAGUUAAGAAAGGGAAGGAGGAUGCUCGACUGCAGCUCGACAGUGCACUGCAGGACGUGAACGAGAAGUACGUGGUGCUGGAAGACACUGAGAAACAGGCGGUGUGCAGGGCACUGAUUGAGGAACGAAGCCGUUUCUGCACCUUCGUCACCCUGCUGCGGCCUGUGCUGGGCGAGGAGAUCGAGAUGCUCGGGGAGGUCACUCACCUGCAGACCAUCCUGGAGGACUUGACCGCCCUGACGGCUGAUCCACAGGCACUGCCCCCAGCCAGCGAGCAGGUCAUCUUGGAUUUGAAAGUGACAGACGACUACAACUACACAUACCACACACCCCCCUCCUCGCCCAGCGGGACCUUGUCCCGGAGAGGAACCGUCACCAGUUCCUCCAGCGGUGCCCUGCUCCUCUCCGCAGUGAACAGACAGCCCAGCAUCACCAGCACAGAGCUGCCUGUGCCCACGGACAAUAUCCAACUGCAGCCGCUGCCCGUCCCCGUCUCCGUCUCGCACCACAGCCAGGCCUGGAGCACGUUACCACCCUCAGACCGAGGUCAGGGCAGUGGAGGCCCUCUUCCAACUGUGGGUCACAACGGAGCCCCAGGAGUCUAUGCACACAGCGCAGAGAGACCCCGGGCAAUGACGGCUACCGCUGCCUACAAGAUACCGCCAUUCCCUGCCCUGACAUUGGGCUCCGGUGCCGUAGGGGAGACGCAGCGACACAGCCGGGACUCACUGCUCUGUUCCAGUGGGUACAACACUCAGACCACCACUCCUUCCGUCUCUGAGGACACCAUCCCCACCCACCCUGUGAAGAAGGAGGCGUCCCUGGUGGUGGCGGAUUAUGACUACAUCUCCCUGCAUGGCGAGCAGGGCCUGACAGACCAGAUGAAUUUCGACAAGUCGUCCACCAUCCCGAGGAACAGCGACCUGAGCCAGAACUACCGCCGGAUGUUUCAAGACAAGCGUCCAGCUUCCACCGUCAGCCUGCUCACCGAACUUGAGCCCGCCGUGCCCUCUCACAUCGCCACCAUCCGUCGGAAGCCAUCCAGCAAGCCUGGCCGCCGGGGUACGGUCAGUGGGGUGCCCAUCCCCAUCCGCACCCCAGUGGUGCCUGCUCCGGUGCCUGGGGGGCACCCUGUUGGCCGGUCGGGCAGUGAGGAGUGGGUGGCCCCUCAGGCCACACGCUGUGGCCUGGCACAGAGAAGGCAUGGCCUCUGCAGUUCAGCACAGAGUCUGAGCACUAUACCGAGCUGCGUUCCCCAGCCCGCAGCCACCGGCCUCAGCCUCAUCCCUGCCGGCAACGGGUUGCCGGCACAGCCAGUGGGGGUGACAGACUCCACUCCGGAUCCCUCGCCCACAGAGCCAGGUGACGUCCUCUCCAUGAUCCGGCGGGGCGUCAAAUUGAGGAAAACUGUCACUGAUGACCGGUCCGCACCAAAGAUCAUCUAGGGCACGGCUGGGGUGGCUCAGUCCAGCACUCUCACUGUCUGACCCACCCUCCCCCUCUCCGACUCUCCCUCCCACCUGCCCUCCCCCUCUCCGACUCUCCCUCCCACCCGCCCUCCCCCCUCUCCGACUCUCCCUCCCACCCGCCCUCCCCCCUCUCCGACUCUCCCUCCCACCCACUCUCCCCCUUCCUGACCCUCCCCCUCCCUCUCCAAUCCACCCCCCUCCCUGACCCACUCUCCCCCUCCCUCACCCACCCCCUCCUUGCUGCCACUGGCUGUUUCUCCUCACCCUCUCUUGUAUCACUCUAGUUGUUGGCCUUGGACUGAGUCCCCACCGUGAGCCUUGGUCAGGACCUCCCUCAUCCCUGUCUCCCCAGGGAGGUAAACCUCUCAUCACAGAGAAACCCUCAGCACCCUGAGUGCUCGUGGGCUGGAGAUGAUGUGGACAGGGGACCAUCUCACACUCCUCAGGGUGGAGGUGACACUGGCAGUGCAGGCAAUGUCCAAGGUCAACCUGGGCUCCCCGGGGGGUAGUGGAGGUGAUACCUCAUUCCUUCCACACCACUGGCUGGUGAGGAAAGGCGCUGUGGGAAUGCAGCCGAUUCACAAGCGAAGCUGAGUUGUCAUGCCCCUCCUGGCCUCACUGUGGUGAAGCUGAAGUAUGCUGUGCAUCUGCUGAGGACUUGCAUCGUGUGGAAAGUUCCACUGGUUUUUGGCAAACAGAAAAGUCUCACAGAAACCCAUCAGAUCUCUUGUAAACCCACGAGGUGCUUGGCUGGUGGGCACAUCCCGUUGGCUUCACAUCGACGGAUAUUUAUUGAGAAAGCUUCUGGUUGUUAAGUGGAUUUGCUGCCUUUAAUGUUCCACCACUCCCUGAAGCAAAAGUCUUUACUUAGUUAAGAAUAUAGUUUGUAAAUGUUUGAUUUCUGUUUGUGCUGGUGCCUAUUGCUUUGUGGUGAGGAGCUGUCCUCGAGCUUCAACAGCCCCUCCUCAUCUGUGCUUUUCACUUAACUGGGCAGUUUUUUGUAAUUGUUGGCACAUCCAAAGUGUUUUGGUUUUAAAGGAUGUUUGUUAUUUUUAAAAACAAGUUUUAAAAUCAGAAGCUUAGUGACAAUGAAUUUCUCCUGUAAUUGAUAGAUUUUUAUAACUUGCUUGGGUGCCCUCUGACUCCGUCAGGUUCCUAUUGACCUUUGUCCCAGUGCCCUCUGACCCUGCUGCUCUGCAGCCUCGUUAUGAGUCAGCCUGGAUGUCUGGGAUGACUGGUGACCCUCGCUUGUUCCUCCAAGUGCCUCUUCCUACUAAAUGUGCCAAACUCAGCCUCUGACAACCUACUGGCCUUUUGGGAAAGUCAGUGACAGGCCGGGAUACAAAUAUUGUCUAUCAGAGUGACUACACCUCACUCGCUGUCCACCAAACCAGUCAGAAAUGCUCUUUGGAAAACUGAUCACAACACUUAGCUCCAAACUGAAUUAAUCUUAGAUUGCAGCUGAGGGUUAGUGAAUCUAUCAAGAGAGGGCAGGUUGUUUUUGUUCCUGGAUCACCUACAGACUGAGACCGUGUUCCUGCCUGUACGUCCCUCCCAAUGGUCACUUACAGAGACCACGUCCCUCCUAACAGUCACCUAGAAACCGAGACCGUGUUCCUGCCUGUACGUCCCUCCCAAUGGUCACUUACAGACAGAGACCGUGUUCCUGUCUGUACGUCCCUCCCAAUGGUCACUUACAGACCCAGACCUUGUCCCUGCCUGUACGUCCCUCCCAAUGGUCACUUACAGAGACCGUGUUCCUGUCUGUACAUCCCUCCCAACGGUCACUUACAGACCGAGACCGUGUUCCUGUCUGUACGUCCCUCCCAAUGGUCACUUACAGACCGAGACCGUGUUCCUGUCUGUACGUCCCUCCCAAUGGUCACUUACAGACCGAGACCGUGUUCCUGUCUGUACGUCCCUCCCAACGGUCACUUACAGACCCAGACCUUGUCCCUGCCUGUACGUCCCUCCCAAUGGUCACUUACAGACUGAGACCACGUCCCUCCUAACAGUCACCUAGAAACCGAGACCGUGUUCCUGCCUGUAUGUCCCUCCCAAUGGUCACUUACAGAGACCACGUCCCUCCUAACAGUCACCUAGAAACCGAGACCGUGUUCCUGCCUGUACGUCCCUCCCAAUGGUCACUUACAGAGACCACGUCCCUCCUAACAGUCACCUAGAAACCGAGACCAUGUUCCUGCCUGUACGUCCCUCCCAAUGGUCACUUACAGACCAAGACCGUGUUCCUGUCUGUACGUCCCUCCCAAUGGUCACUUACAGACAGAGACCACGUCCCUCCUAACAGUCACCUGGAAACCGAGACCGUGUUCCUGCCUGUACGUCCCUCUCAACAGUCACUUACAGACAGAGACCACGUCCCUCCUAACAGUCACCUAGAAACCGAGACCAUGUUCCUGCCUGUACGUCCCUCUCAACAGUCACUUACAGACCGAGACCGUGUUCCUGCCUGUACCUCCCUCCCAAUGGUCACUUACAGACAGAGACCACGUCCCUCCUAACAGUCACCUAGAAACCGAGACCGUGUUCCUGCCUGUACGUCCCUCCCAAUGGUCACUUACAGACAGAGACCGUGUUCCUGUCUGUACGUCCCUCCCAAUGGUCACCUAUGGACCAAGACCAUCUCCCUGCCUGUACCUCCCUCCCAAUGGUCACCUAUUGAGGGAGCUUCCAGUUUGUGCUUCCACUGGUGAACUUAACCAGUUAAGUUAAGUAGUUACAGAGCAAAGGCCCAAAGAAUGGUGGGAUGGUAAAGCCUAGGAGGUUGUUCGCUUCUUCAGGUUUGUGGUAGCUCACUGUGGGUAAAAUUGACCAGUCCCAAUGGCCACAGCUAGAAUAUGUGUCCACAUCUGUAACCACAGGCUUGGAAGCCCUUGGACCCAUUAGCAGCACAUCCUCCCAGCCCGUGAGGUUCCAGAGAAUCCUCUGUCUGUGAGGCUUAGAGAUUUCUGCUGAUUGGACCUGGAAGUCCUGGCCAGAUCUCCCAACCCACAGAGGUGCCGGGGACAGGGGGUGAGCACGGUGCAAGAGGGAAAGGAACCACUGGAGGUUGGUCCCCUGCAGUCGAGGGUCAGUUAGGUUGCCUGCUGUACUGUGGUCUGACUGGCUACUUCGUUCCCACAGCCCUGGAGUCCAACAGGUAGAGCCCAUCUCCUGCCUGAGGGCACCCUCCUGAACCAGAGGCUGCUGAGGGUCAGGCACUGGGGUCAGGGAAUGAAGUGGGUGGCUGCCACUGGCCCAUCAUCUCUGAAAAGCACAAAUGUCGAAUUUGCAGGAGUAUUUUUGCAAUCUUUGCACUUUAGGCCAGAAUCUGAGGUUCAUGGGGA
Messenger RNA from Mobula hypostoma (lesser devil ray), 5610 nucleotides. RefSeq names its product MTSS I-BAR domain containing 1 (gene mtss1). Gene Ontology annotation, molecular function: phospholipid binding; actin binding. Gene Ontology annotation, biological process: cell projection assembly; plasma membrane organization. The record is from RefSeq and is a predicted model, not a curated record. Gene Ontology annotation, cellular component: cytoplasmic side of plasma membrane; actin cytoskeleton. The coding region runs from base 344 to 2239 and encodes 631 amino acids. The transcript is spliced from 14 exons. Lineage: Eukaryota; Metazoa; Chordata; Chondrichthyes; Myliobatiformes; Myliobatidae.